UGCUCCCGCGGCUUCUCUCUCUGGGUCGCCGCCAUCUUGUCAUUGAGUUGGAUACUUCGUGUGGUGAUCUUUAAUCUUGUCGUCGCACCGGUUGUCGCCACCGAGGUGGACUGGCAGCCCUGAGCGUCGCAGUCAUGCAGGCCGGACCCGUGCAGGCGGUACCCCCGCCGCCGCCAGUAGCCACUGAGUCCAAACAGCCAAUUGAAGAAGAAGCAUCGUCAAAGGAGGAUCCCACCCCUUCCAAGCCAGUGGUCGGCAUUAUUUACCCUCCCCCGGAGGUCAGGAACAUCGUCGACAAGACUGCCAGUUUUGUGGCCAGAAAUGGGCCUGAAUUUGAAGCUAGGAUUCGACAGAAUGAGAUCAACAACCCCAAGUUCAAUUUCUUAAAUCCCAAUGACCCUUACCAUGCCUACUACCGCCACAAGGUCAGCGAGUUCAAGGAGGGGAAGGCUCAGGAGCCCUCAGCUGCCAUCCCCAAGGUUAUGCAGCAGCAGCAGCAAGCUACGCAACAGCAGCUGCCCCAGAAGGUCCAAGCCCAGGUGAUCCAAGAGACCAUAGUACCGAAGGAGCCCCCUCCUGAGUUUGAGUUCAUCGCUGAUCCCCCCUCCAUCUCAGCCUUCGACCUGGAUGUAGUGAAGCUGACAGCUCAGUUUGUGGCCAGGAAUGGGCGUCAGUUUCUGACCCAGCUGAUGCAGAAAGAGCAGCGCAACUACCAGUUUGACUUUCUCCGACCCCAGCACAGCCUCUUCAACUACUUCACAAAGCUGGUGGAGCAGUAUACCAAGAUCUUGAUUCCACCCAAAGGCUUAUUUUCAAAGCUCAAGAAAGAGGCUGAAAAUCCUCGAGAAGUUUUGGACCAGGUUUGUUACCGAGUAGAAUGGGCCAAAUUUCAGGAACGUGAGAGGAAGAAGGAAGAAGAGGAGAAAGAGAAGGAGCGAGUAGCUUAUGCUCAGAUUGACUGGCAUGAUUUUGUGGUGGUGGAGACAGUGGAUUUUCAACCCAAUGAGCAAGGAAACUUUCCACCCCCAACAACACCAGAGGAACUGGGAGCUCGGAUCCUCAUUCAGGAGCGCUACGAGAAGUUUGGGGAGAGCGAGGAAGUGGAGAUGGAGGUUGAGUCAGAUGAGGAAGAUCAGGAGAAGGCCGAGGAGACUCCUUCCCAGCUGGACCAGGAUACUCAAGUACAGGACAUGGAUGAGGGUUCAGAUGAUGAAGAAGAAGGGCAGAAAGUGCCUCCACCCCCAGAGACACCCAUGCCUCCACCUCUGCCCCCAACACCAGACCAAGUCAUUGUGCGGAAGGACUAUGAUCCCAAAGCUUCCAAGCCCCUCCCUCCAGCCCCUGCUCCCGAUGAGUAUCUUGUAUCCCCCAUCACUGGGGAGAAGAUUCCUGCCAGCAAAAUGCAGGAGCACAUGCGCAUUGGGCUUCUUGACCCCCGCUGGCUGGAGCAGCGGGACCGCUCCAUCCGAGAGAAGCAGAGUGAUGAUGAGGUUUAUGCACCAGGUCUGGAUAUUGAGAGCAGCUUAAAGCAGUUGGCUGAGCGACGUACUGACAUCUUUGGGGUAGAAGAGACAGCCAUUGGUAAGAAGAUUGGUGAAGAGGAGAUCCAGAAGCCAGAGGAGAAGGUGACUUGGGAUGGCCAUUCAGGCAGCAUGGCCCGGACCCAGCAGGCUGCCCAGGCCAACAUCACCCUCCAGGAGCAGAUUGAGGCCAUCCAUAAGGCCAAGGGCCUGGUGCCGGAAGAUGACACUAAGGAGAAGAUUGGCCCCAGCAAGCCCAAUGAAAUCCCUCAGCAGCCACCACCUCCAUCUUCAGCCACCAAUAUCCCCAGCUCAGCACCCCCCAUUACAUCAGUGCCCCGGCCACCUGCGAUGCCACCUCCAGUCCGCACCACUGUUGUAUCUGCAGUACCUGUCAUGCCUCGGCCACCCAUGGCAUCUGUGGUCCGGCUGCCCCCAGGCUCAGUGAUUGCCCCCAUGCCACCCAUCAUCCACGCACCCAGGAUCAAUGUGGUACCUAUGCCUCCUGCAGCACCUCCCAUCAUGGCGCCCCGCCCACCUCCCAUGAUUGUGCCAACAGCCUUUGUGCCUGCCCCACCUGUGGCUCCAGUCCCAGCCCCAGCUCCAAUGCCUCCUGUACACCCCCCACCUCCUAUGGAGGAUGAGCCUCCAUCCAAGAAACUAAAGACCGAGGACAGUCUCAUGCCUGAGGAAGAAUUCCUGCGCAGGAACAAGGGUCCAGUAUCCAUCAAAGUGCAGGUACCCAACAUGCAGGAUAAGACGGAAUGGAAGCUGAAUGGUCAGGGGCUGGUCUUCACUCUCCCACUCACAGACCAGGUCUCUGUCAUCAAAGUGAAGAUUCAUGAAGCCACGGGCAUGCCUGCGGGGAAACAGAAACUACAGUAUGAAGGCAUCUUCAUCAAGGAUUCCAACUCCCUGGCUUACUACAACAUGGCCAGUGGUGCUGUCAUCCACUUGGCCCUCAAGGAGAGAGGCGGCAGGAAGAAGUAGCAAGAGAUACUGCAAUUGAAACCUUGCCAUUGUACCUCUUUGCACCACCAAUUCCAGGAGUGUCCCUGGGGCCUCAGGCACAGCCUGGGCAUUUGUUUCCCUCAAAGCCAGUCUACGGAAUGAAUAUCUUGUUUCAAUUCUGGAUUGGAGGUCCUUCAAGGAAGUCCAUUAGAAGUUGAAUACCCAGGGUUGUCCCACAGGACAGUUUCACACUAUCGAGUGAUGCUUAGUUAAUAGAAUAUGGUUAAUGCCAUUCAUCAUUUUGUAUCAUGCUUUGGUUUCUUGAAGCCAGGCAUAGUACAUGCAUGCCUGUGAUCCUGGGACUUGGGAUGUGUGGGCAGAAGAAUUAAAUGUUCAAUGUUCACCUCGGCUGUAUAGCUUGAGGCCAGACUGGGCUGUGUGAGAUACUGUGUUUUGGUUUUUUGUUGUUGUUGUUGUUUUUGGUGGGUUUUUUUUUUGUUUUUAAUUAAAAACCGAACACUUCUUGGACCUUCAUGGAAGCAGUUUGUCCCUGCCAUCCACAGACUGGCUUAGAAAGCUCUGCCAUUCUUACCUAUGCAGGGAUAGCUAGUGCACAACAACUCUCCUAAGGACAAGGGUGAAAUUCCAAGUCAAUUAAUAGGGAAACAAAUGGAUCGCUGAGCUUUGGGGUCUCUGCAGUCUUGAUGCUUAUAAUAUGUUUUUGCUGCCAUCGUGCCUUUCAAGUACUUCUAAAGCAUCGUGGCUGGGGAGAUGCCUUGGUGAGUACAGUGCUUACGGUGCAAGAACUGAUGUAAGAGCCACUAGAACAAGCCACUGCUACCCUGUGCACUAGGAGACAAGACAGGCAGAGUCAUCCUAGCAGGCCAGUGAAUGAGAAAGACCUGGAAGGCAAGGGUGAACACCUAUGGCUGUCUUCUGGUCUCCAUGUGUUUGCCGCAGCAUGGCUUUAUAGAGAUACGCACGUUCUAUAUUUGUACGUUUUAUAUUUGUAAAGCUUCAGGACCCUCCACCAUGCAGUAGCCAUAGAACAAGGAUCAGUAGCUUUUUCCAUACCUCAAAUCGCCCAUCACUUGAUAGGCAUAGCAGUUUUAGUGGUUUGCUCUAGGGUGGGCAAAGGCCGUUCAUUACUAUGUGUGUGGUUAAUUAUGCCAAAUCCACAUACUGACCUAAGGGCCUUGUAUCUAGUUUACUACUACUGUGUUGUAUUUGGUAUUUUUGUUUUUCUUUGGUUUUGUUAUAGCUCCACUGGAACUUGCUAUAUAGGUUAGGCUGGUUUUGAACACAUUGAGGUCAGCCUGCUUCUGCCUCCCAAGUGCUGGAAUUAAAGGCAUGGACCGGCAAGCUUGACACUGCUUCCUGUUGAAGCACUUGUGUAGCACCUGUGGAGUCCUUGUGUGAUUAUUCUUGUUCGAGGUACUUAGGGCAAGUCACAUGCCCUCCAUCCCAUGGCUCAGAGAUGAAGAGUAAAUCCAAAACAUGUGCCUCGCUCUUGGUCACUAACUGCUGUCCUGAUGUGGGUUAUUAUUUUUGGAGUUGUGGUCUUGUGGAGGCAUGGGUGGUGUUGCUGUGUGUAUUCAGAGGGAGGGGAGAGUGGAGAGUGUGUUGAUAAGCUGUAAACAAAGCUGGUUUCUUUUUGGAGGACUGCAUGUGCUGAAAGCUUCAGAGUUCCCAGUCCAGAAGCAGUAUUCUAACUCCCAGCCCCUCCACCUUUUCCUUUCUCAGCCGAGGCCUCUACAGCACCAGUCACUUGGCUCCAUUACACAUUGUUAGGCGCACAUUUAAGAUCAUUGAUGUCAUGCUAGUCUGUACCCCUGUGUGACUUGGCCUAGGAACUAGUGCAAAAUUUGGUUUGUUGGUGUGCUUUUCUGGUUUAGGAGCCUGAAACAAGCACACUGUGCUAGAGACUAGUUGGGUAGCACCAGAAAUCCCCUGGAGGGAUUUCCAGGAGGAGGAGGGGGUACUGUUGUAUGGGAGGAGCAUCAGGAAGUCUCAGAGAAUCCAUGCCUAAGAGCUCCUUUUUGGUAUUAAGGACAUGGCAUUAUGUCAGGGCAUAUGCCUCUAUAGAUUGGCAAACCCCACAGUGCCUCUAUGGCUGAGGCUGUGACAUGAGACCAAGAAUGUGACUGGGUAGAAUGCAAGUGAAUGGGCCCUUUGAUCCAGGCUCGGGAGCUAACAGUUCCCAGAAUUCCUGAAUGAGUGCCUGUCCUGACUCACAUUCACUUGGAGGCUCAUUGACCACAGAGCCUUGUGACCUUUGGUGGCCACAGACCAAGAUUGUUUUCUAGCACUGCAUGUCCUACAGUCUUGUAAGUUUAAAAAGUGCUUAUCCAAAUGUAAGUUUUAACAUUUUUAUAAAAAUAAGUUGUUCUAUUAAAAAAUAAGUAUCAUUUUUAUAUGUAUUAUGUAUAAAUUACUUUGGUCAUA
This is a messenger RNA of Mus musculus (house mouse), 4916 nucleotides long. RefSeq names its product splicing factor 3a, subunit 1 (gene Sf3a1). Gene Ontology annotation, cellular component: U2-type catalytic step 1 spliceosome; U2-type precatalytic spliceosome; spliceosomal complex. The coding region runs from base 135 to 2510 and encodes 791 amino acids. The transcript has 16 exons. Gene Ontology annotation, biological process: mRNA cis splicing, via spliceosome; U2-type prespliceosome assembly; mRNA splicing, via spliceosome. NCBI's taxonomy places the organism in Eukaryota, Metazoa, Chordata, Mammalia, Rodentia, Muridae. Gene Ontology annotation, molecular function: RNA binding. The record is from RefSeq and is marked validated.